UUGACCGGGAACUCACGUUGGCAGCAGCCAAAGAGAGGGGCCGGCUCCGCCAAGACACAACAGGGAGGGGAUAAGUCAGCAUCCCCCACCCCCUCCGGACAGGGAGCAGGGGAGGAGAGCCAGUAUCCCCCACCCCUGCGCAGGGCGGAGGAGCGCGUCCCGCGCCCGGCGCCUCCUGCACCGACGCAUCUCCGGAGCAGUGCGCGAGAAUGCAGGUCCACAGGGACGCGCACGCGGGGCUCCUGCUGCCGUGGGGAUGGGUGGCUCUCUGCCUGAUGAGUCUGCUGCAUCUAAACAACUUGACUUAUGUUGCGACGGAGACUACUGCCCCAGGAAUAUCUCCAUCAGUUCCUACAAAUGAGUCCAGUGAGAAAACCACCAAACCUAACAUCCCUGGAAGUACCAGCUCCUACUUGUUCCCUCAGGGCAGCAAUGAGACCACACCAACCAUCUCAGAGACAAUGAUCAACUUUACCACUGCCACUGGAAAUACUUCAGGCUCUGGAACCACACAAGCUUUUGUGCAAUCACAGACGUCCCCAGCUAUCACCCUGCCUACCACUUCAGACAAUGCUUCCACUUCAGAGAUGACCUGGGAGCCCAGCGUGCCGUCUGUAAAUGUUUCUGAUUACUCACCUAAUAAUAUCAGUUUUGAGAUGACAUCAACCACUGAACCAUAUGCAUACACAUCAUCUUCUAUUGCCCCAAUUACAAUCAAGGGAGAAAUCAAAUGUUCAGGAAUCCGAGAAGUGAGGUUGGCCCAGGGCAUCUGCCUGGAACUAAGUGAAGCAGCUAGCUGUGAUGAAUUUAAGAAGGAAAAAGGAGAGGGUCUAACCCAAAUACUGUGUGGGAAGGAGGGGGCUGAGGCUGAUGCUGGUGCUAGUGUCUGCUCCUUGCUUCUAGCCCAGUCUGAGGUUAGGCCCGAGUGUUUGCUGAUGGUCUUGGCCAAUAGCACAGAACUUUCCAGCAAACUCCAGCUUAUGGAAAAGCACCAGUCUGACUUGAGAAAGCUGGGGAUCCAAAGCUUCAAUAAACAAGACAUUGGGAGCCACCAGAGCUAUUCCCGAAAGACUCUGAUUGCAUUGGUCACCUCGGGAGUCCUGCUGGCCAUCUUGGGUACUACUGGCUAUUUCCUGAUGAAUCGUCGAAGUUGGAGUCCCACAGGAGAAAGGCUGGGUGAAGACCCUUAUUACACGGAGAAUGGUGGAGGCCAGGGCUAUAGCUCAGGACCUGGGGCCUCCCCUGAGACUCAGGGAAAGGCCAGUGUGACCCGAGGGGCUCAGGAGAACGGGACCAGCCAGGCCACCUCCAGAAACGGCCAUUCAGCAAGACAACAUGUGGUGGCUGACACAGAACUGUGACUUGGCUGGGUGGGCAAAACUGGGUGGUAUCUGGGAAGUGGCAGCUCUGCCUCUGACCUCAUGCUGCCUCCAGCUCAUGUCCUACCUUCUCACUUACAUACACUUUAGAGACUGUUCCUAGGACUCUUCACCUAUGGGGAGGCAGAUAAACUUACCUCUGAACAUUCAGCUCCCUGAACCCAAACUCUGACCUUUGGGUCAAGUUGUGAUGGGGAGAAGCCUAGGUCUAGAGGAGCUGCCAAGGUUGGUGGCUAUGUAUCACUUGUCUUGGAUCCUUUCUUCCUCUUCUCUUGCCUCUUUACAGAGGCUCUUGGGAAGACUAGCUUUUCUAAGCUACAACUUCCUCCCAGGAAACUUCACAUUUUACUGUUAUUUCUUUCUGUUUUCUUUCCCUACUGUAGGGAAACCAAGAUAUUCACUGACAUCUGUUCCCUUAUAAGGAUAUAGCCAGAAAACAGUUCAUCCCUUAUAACUCUUCAAGACACUAUGGAUUUAGUCACCAACUUCUCUCUUGGUCGCCUGUUCCUGAAAAUCUGUCUACAGAGGCCAGGACAACUUUCUAUCUGAAUCCUGGUACUGGGCUCCAUGUUUUAAAGCAACAGCUCACUUGGUCUCUUGGGGUCACACAGGAAUUCUCAUUGGUUCAUUGUAGACAGGACAGUGGAACAAGACUUUGAACUGAGCCUCUGGUUUUUUUUGUUUGUUUGUUUUAUUUUGUUGCUAGGGAUUGACCCUGGAACUCUACACAUAUUAGGCAAGUGCUCUACCAUUGAGCUGUAUCCUCAGCCCUCCUCCUUCUUAUUUAGAGAUAAGGUUUCAUGUAGGUGACCAGGUUUGCCUUGAACUAUGCAGUUUAGGUAGACCUUAAAUUCUUGCUUUAGGCUUCCAAGUAGCUUGAAUUACAGGCCUGAGCUACCAGGCUCAGUUGAGCUAAGCCUCCUGACCUGAGCUCUUCAGAAGAAUCCUCUUGCUUUGAGGCCCCUAGUCUUCUCUAAAAUCUAUGACUUCCCCCACCCUCUGACUCCUGGGGGAGCUGUGGCCUCAGUCCCCUGGUAGAUUCCUUUCUGUCUGUGCCUUUCCUAGCCUAAACCCCUUCAAGAUCACAAGCUUCCUCUCCUGGGGUUGACCCAGGACUCCUUCUCUUAUUUUUUCAGAGGGGAGAACAGGGAUCCUGAUUUCAAUGAGGCUGGAAACAGAACUUUCCAGAGAUGAGAGGAUUGGGUGGAUUUUUUUCUGAAUAAACAGUGAUGAGUGAGAAUAAUAUAAUUAAAGUGAUGAUGAAAUCUG
Molecule: messenger RNA, 2648 nt
Organism: Peromyscus leucopus (white-footed mouse)
Lineage: Eukaryota; Metazoa; Chordata; Mammalia; Rodentia; Cricetidae
Gene: Cd34
Product: CD34 molecule
Exons: 8
Coding region: 210-1361 (383 amino acids)
Biological process (GO): cell-matrix adhesion
Cellular component (GO): membrane
Source: RefSeq, a predicted model, not a curated record